CGGUGUUAAAGUAUUUAGUAAUGAUUGUUUGCUUUAUCAUGUUACUACCUUGCGUUUGUGGUUUUGAAGACGCGCACAAUGCGAAGAAGCAGGAGCGCUGGAUGUUGAAAGCUCUGGGUCUAUUCAGUCGACCAAAACCGGGGCGUCGGCCCCCUGUUCCUGCUGUCUUCUGGGAUAUCUUCAAGAGGAAUAAGAAACAAGAAAGUCAUCCGCUUGAGGCCGAUCCCUGCGCCAUCACCGAGUUCGGGGUCCGAGGCAACAUCGUGCGGCUCGUUCAAGACCAAGGGAGGUUCGUGUCAGCAUCAAGUGGUCGGUGUCCAAAAUGCGUACAGAAACAAUUGUUUUUUAACUUAUCUGCAGUGGAGAAGAUCGAGCAAGUGACGCUGGCACGUUUGGACAUAAAAUUCCACCGAGUUCAAUACCAUUUCCCACAGAAGGGCUUGGACGCCUUCAGUUUGUCCCUUUACAUGAAUUUAAAGACUUCACUGAAGGGGGUGAGUCACACAUACAGCCGCAAGCUCCUGCUCUCACAGUCCAUGCGGCUCCAUCCUGGUGCGAUGCAACUUAACAUGACUAAUAUUGUUGAGAUCUGGAGGAAACGCGGGCGAAAUCAUGGUCUUGUGCUCACAAUAAACCCCAGUGCUGUAGCCUAUGGUGCGAGUGGUGUAGAUGCAGCGCAAUACCUCAGCCACGUGGCAGUGUUCCAAGGCUUCCACGCGUCCUUGUUAGUGGUCUCCUUGAACCCGAUCCAAUGCAAACGCCGCGCCAAAAGAAAUGCAUAUUACUCGCCAGUGUCUCUCACCACCAUCUGCAAACCAAGGAAACUGUACAUCAGCUUCAAGGAUGUUGGCUGGGAAGACUGGAUAAUUGCACCUCAUGGAUACAUGGCCAACUACUGUCACGGAGAGUGUCCUUUUCCUCUUAGUGAAAGUUUAAACGGGACCAAUCACGCUAUAUUGCAAACACUGGUGCACUCCUUCCAUCCCGAGGGCACUCCUCAGCCUUGCUGCGUCCCAGUUAAACUGUCCCCCAUAUCUAUGCUUUACUAUGACAACAGUGACAACGUGGUGCUGAGACACUAUGAGGAUAUGAUAGUUGAUGAAUGUGGAUGUAGAUGA
Molecule: messenger RNA, 1118 nt
Organism: Scleropages formosus (Asian bonytongue)
Lineage: Eukaryota; Metazoa; Chordata; Actinopteri; Osteoglossiformes; Osteoglossidae
Product: protein DVR-1
Exons: 1
Coding region: 21-1118 (365 amino acids)
Cellular component (GO): extracellular region
Molecular function (GO): cytokine activity; growth factor activity
Source: RefSeq, a predicted model, not a curated record